Molecule: messenger RNA, 2295 nt
Organism: Leptosomus discolor (cuckoo roller)
Lineage: Eukaryota; Metazoa; Chordata; Aves; Leptosomiformes; Leptosomidae
Source: RefSeq, a predicted model, not a curated record
AUGCUGGAGGAUGAGGAUGGGAUGAGCGAGAGGGGGCUCAGCAGCUCAAGGAGGAGAUACGACGAUGAGGAAGAUUACCACUCCAUCUACAUCGGGGUGCCGGUGCCCCGGGGCUACCGGAGGAAAAGGCGUCGGCGAAGAUCCGCUUCCAGCCGGGACAGGACGAGCGAGAGCGAGCGGCACUAUGAGCGCCAGGAUCGCUCCGACAGAUCACCUCAUCUCCAGCUGAUGGUAAACCUCUUUUUUUCCUGCCCCCCGGCAGUGUCACCAGCUGCCGAACGCCUCCGCUACAUCUUGGGGGAAGACGAUGAGCCUCCCAACCCCACGCUCUUCACGGAGAUGGACACGCUGCAGCACGACGGCGAGGAGAUGGAGUGGAAAGAGUCAGCCAGGUGGAUAAAGUUUGAAGAAAAGGUGGAGGAAGGCGGGGAGAGGUGGAGCAAGCCCCACGUGUCCACGUUGUCUUUGCACAGCCUGUUUGAGCUGCGGACGUGUCUACAGACGGGAACAGUGCUCCUGGACUUAGAUGGCUACUCUUUGCCCCAAAUUAUAGACGAUGUCGUCGAGAAGCAGAUCGAGGAGGGUCUGCUCAAGCCGGAGCUGCGGGAGAAGAUAAGCUAUGUGCUCCUCAGGAAGCACCGUCACCAAACCAAGAAGCCAAUCCACCGGUCCUUGGCCGACAUCGGCAAGUCCGUCUCCUCCAACACAAGUGAGUCCUCGGGUCCUCCCACCAUGUUUUCUCCUCGUCACGCGCAGAGUCGGAGCAUGAAUGACAUCUCAGACACACCGAGCACCGACCAGCUGAAGAACAAGUUCAUCAAGAAGAUCCCCAAGGAUGCAGAGGCCUCCAACGUGCUGGUGGGAGAAGUGGAGUUCCUGGAGAAGCCCUUUGUGGCUUUUGUGCGGCUCCUCCAGGCGACGAUGCUGGGAGGGGUGACGGAGGUGCCCGUCCCCACCAGGUUCCUCUUCAUUCUCCUUGGUCCUGCGGGAAAAGCCAAAUCCUACAACGAGAUCGGCAGAGCCAUCGCAACCCUCAUGGUGGAUGAUCUCUUCAGCGAUGUUGCCUACAAAGCCCGGGAUAGAGAAGACCUGAUCGCCGGCAUAGAUGAGUUUCUGGAUGAGGUCAUUGUCCUGCCGCCUGGCGAGUGGGACCCCAACAUUAGGAUUGAGCCGCCCAAAAAAGUGCCCUCGGCUGAGAAGAGGAAAUCGGUUUUCUCGCUGAAUGAAGUUGGGCAGAUGAACGGCACGGCCGGUGGGGCGGGAGGUGGAGGCGGCAGUGACGAUGGGGAGAUGCCCGAAGUUCACGAAAUCGGGGAAGAGCUUGCGUGGACCGGCAGGUUUUGUGGUGGCCUCUAUUUGGAUAUCAAGAGGAAGCUGCCCUGGUUCCCGAGCGACUUCUACGAAGGCUUUCAUAUCCAGUCCAUCUCUGCCAUCUUGUUCAUCUACCUGGGCUGCAUCACCAACGCCAUCACGUUUGGGGGCUUGCUUGGAGACGCUACGGACAACUACCAGGGCGUCAUGGAGAGCUUCCUCGGCACGGCGAUGGCAGGCUCCAUGUUUUGCCUCUUUGCCGGGCAGCCGCUCAUCAUCCUCAGCAGCACCGGCCCCAUCCUCAUCUUCGAGAAGCUGCUCUUCGAUUUCAGCAAAGGCAACGGCAUCGACUACAUGGAGUUUCGCCUCUGGAUCGGCUUGCACUCUGCCCUACAGUGCCUUAUCCUGGUGGCCACCGAUGCCAGCUUCAUUAUAAAGUACAUCACUCGCUUCACGGAGGAAGGCUUCUCCACCCUCAUCAGCUUCAUCUUCAUCUACGACGCCAUCAAGAAGAUGAUCGGAGCCUUUAAGUACUAUCCCAUCAAUUCGGACUUCAAGCCGGACUACGUCACCAUGUACAAGUGCGAGUGCAUUGCCCCCGACCCAGCCAACGCGACCUUGUUCGAUGCUUCAGCUCCAGUGGCACCGAACACCACUAACGUUUCUCUGUACAAUGCUAUUAACCUAACAGCUCUGGACUGGACUCAGCUGAGUAAGAAGGAAUGUCUCAAAUACGGCGGCAGCUUAGUGGGGAAAUCCUGUAAAUUUGUGCCUGACCUGGCCCUUAUGUCCUUCAUCCUCUUCUUCGGGACCUACUCCAUGACCUUGACCCUGAAAAAAUUCAAAUUCAGCCGCUAUUUCCCCACCAAGCUGCGUAAACUUAUUAGCGAUUUCUCUAUCUUUAUGUCCAUACUAAUGUUUGUGGGGCUGGAUGUGCUUUUCGGACUCAACACCCCAAAGCUCCAAGUGCCUACUGAUUUUAAG